Rhinichthys klamathensis goyatoka is the source of this 1969-nucleotide messenger RNA. RefSeq names its product GIPC PDZ domain containing family, member 1 (gene gipc1). NCBI's taxonomy places the organism in Eukaryota, Metazoa, Chordata, Actinopteri, Cypriniformes, Leuciscidae. The transcript has 7 exons. Gene Ontology annotation, molecular function: protein binding. The record is from RefSeq and is a predicted model, not a curated record. The coding region runs from base 323 to 1330 and encodes 335 amino acids.
AAGAACUGCAGGUUCUGUUGAGUGAUGUGAUAUCCGCCUUCCUCUCACAUACCAGAACAUACUCCCUAAACACCCGCUUUAACCCUCCUCAACAAUCAGAUUUUGUAAUGAACACAUUAUAAGUCCGACGUCCCAGCGGUUCAUGGUUGCUUCACUGUCAGAGUUAGUUUGGUCUGGAGAUUUCCUUUGAAUGGGUUGAACUCAUGAGACUUUUUUUCCCCUUUGAUUUGGGCCCAUAAAGAACGGCAUUAAAGGUGGUUCGCAGACCCCUUUGUGUUAAAACAUUGUGCCUGUGUAAUAAACAAAGACAGCAGCACCCACAAUGCCACUUGGAUUGGGACGCAGAAAGAAGGCGUCUCCGCUGGUGGAGAACGAGGAGGCCGAGCCGAUCCGGGCCGGACUGAACGUCCCAGGGUUGGAUGGCCUGGAUGGUGGCAGGGUCGGCCUGGGUGAAGGAGCCGCCCAUGAGGGUUUACCACCUCCACCCACCGGCCUGCGACCCCGCCUGAUCUUCCACACCCAGCUGGCUCACGGCAGCCCCACGGGACGCAUUGAGGGCUUCAGCAAUGUGCGUGAGCUUUACGCCAAGAUAGGAGAGGCCUUUGGGAUUCUUCCAACAGAGGUGAUGUUUUGCACACUGAAUACUCACAAAGUGGAUAUGGACAAACUUUUGGGUGGCCAGAUCGGGCUGGAGGACUUUAUAUUCGCUCACGUGAAGGGUCAGAGGAAAGAAGUGGAGGUGUUUAAAGGAGAGGAUGCACUGGGGCUCACCAUCACUGAUAAUGGAGCUGGCUAUGCUUUCAUUAAGAGAAUAAGAGAAGCCAGUAUUAUACAUCAGAUCCAGGUCAUCAACGUGGGCGACAUGAUCGAGUCGAUCAAUGGACAGAUACUCAUCGGCUGUCGCCACUAUGAGGUUGCCAAGAUGCUGAAGGAAUUGCCCAAAGGGAAAACCUUUGUCCUGAAGCUGGUGGAGCCUAUGAAGGCAUUUGACAUGAUCAGUCAGCGGUCAGGAAGCAGGUCAGGCUCUGCACAGUUAGGAACGGGCAAAGGAACCCUGCGCCUGAGAUCUAAAGGACCGGCCACCGUAGAGGAACUGCCGUCAGCAUUUGAAGAAAAGGCUAUUGAGAAAGUGGAUGAUCUGUUGGAGAGCUACAUGGGUAUUAGAGACAGUGAACUUGCUGCCACGAUGGUUGAGCUCGGCAAGGACAAGAAGAACCCGGAUGAGUUUGCUGAAGCUUUGGACGAGACUCUGGGUGAUUUCGCAUUUCCAGAUGAGUUUGUGUUUGAUGUGUGGGGUGCCAUAGGCGAUGCUAAGGUCGGUCGCGUGUAAUUCUAGAAAGGGCUAAAAUGGCAAUUCUAGAAAACACUCCUUUAGGAACACUAUAUGGGAUUUUAUUUUUGUUCUUUUUGGGAGCAUACGCUGGGAUGCUGGAAACACUUGUAUGUAGGCCUCUAACAGAUGUUAUCAAGACACUAUGUUGAAUGCAAGAUUUAAACUUGUAUUCAGGGUUGACUAGGCCUAAUCACUUAUGUGAAAUGUCUUAUUUAGUAGGAUAUCAAGCAAAAGAGACUCAUUGAAUUUGCAAAGUGUUCACUCCAGGGACCAUGUCUCGUAUCCCUGUGAGGUUUCUCUGUUACAUACUGUGACUUUCACUUGCACUGUGUUGCCCGACGCUGUAUAAAUUGCAUGCUAUGGCACGGAUCACAGACCACACGGUGCAGAGAUCGAGGCAAUGCUGGUCUGCACUGGUGUGGAUCUGCCCUGUCCCGUGGCAGUAUUACAGACCAUUCGUCUUAUCAACACUAUAAUGAUUCCAUAAAGCAUGUGCUGUCUUGUUAUGUACUCUUGUCCUCUCUUAUAUUAAGGAUUUCAAGUGGUUUAGACGUUGUUGCAAUGAACUAUUUCUAAAUGACCUCUAGUGCUUUACAUUUCCAGUUCUGUGGCUUAGCUCUUAUUUUAAAAGAGAAA